UAUCAAUAUAAACAUGAAGAUCGCUGGUAUCAUUACACUUAUCCUUGUGAUUGCCUCAGCAUCUGCUGGACUAAUCUCCCCAUUCAUGAAAGAUAGACUCUCAAGAGAUGACUCUUGUAAUACUAUAAGCUAUAAAGGAACAACUCUUUCCCCAACAGGUGUUGAUGCCGAUAUAAAGAUGAGAAUGGACUUUGAUAAGGAAAUCUUCUCCUACACCCUUGGAUUCGUUGACACUGCUUUCGGCAAGUUCACUCACCUAACUUAUGCUUGGGACUUCACCACAAGUAAAUCCUACAUCCACACCACCGGCGACGACUUCUGCAUGGAUGACGAGUUCGAGAACCCAAUGACUGAAGAGUACGAAUCAUUCAACGACUGGAUUUCUCACUACGGGGGUAAAACUCCUUCUACUGAAAAGAAGGAAAUCGAUGGAGUAAUGUACGAGAUACAAACCCUCGAAUACGACGAAGAGAACAAGUUUAUCUCUCACAUGGUCUUAGAAUCAGGCGAUUUCACCAAGCUCGAAGGAAUGUUCCUUGGAGAUGACUUCUCAGUAGACAUUACUCAUGCUGAGGAUUUCGAAUGUAUUGAUAGAGAAGAACAUAUUCCAGAAGCAUGCCCAUAG
Messenger RNA from Moneuplotes crassus, 625 nucleotides. The record is from the annotation of a GenBank genome assembly. NCBI's taxonomy places the organism in Eukaryota, Ciliophora, Spirotrichea, Euplotida, Euplotidae.